Messenger RNA from Mycena citricolor, 580 nucleotides. The record is from the annotation of a GenBank genome assembly. Lineage: Eukaryota; Fungi; Basidiomycota; Agaricomycetes; Agaricales; Mycenaceae.
CUCGCAUCCCACUGGUCACAUACUGCAUGCACCUUCAAGUUGACUCGCAGUUCCUCCCGCAAGCACCAGAUAUAACACGAGACAAAAUGCACUUGUUUGUCAAAGUCACAAGCGUGAGUGACGGUGUUGCUCACAUCCCAUCGGGUUGCAUCAGGCCGGUCUUGAGAUUCUCACCAUCCCAGAUAUCUACCGGGCGUAUCGGAGGGAUCAAGACGAUGAUUAACCAAGUCGUCAGUUGAACCAGACUGAUGUUGUCGAACGAGGGUGCUGUCGAGCUGGCUAAGACCACAACUCUCUCGCAGCACCAAGUGGGUAUCCGAGAGGUCUAUCACAAAUGAUGCUGGUGGUAACACUGAGGUGAGUGAUAAAGCCGUCACACCGAAUCACUCUGGAAAAGUAAAAGCCAUCGUCGGUCCCGAACGGCCCGUUUCUGACGUAUAGCGAGUACGCGUUCUGGACCGUGAGGUUAAUACCGGUUGUCUACCAUUCAGUAACACAUUUGUGCGAGGAGGUGUCAGACCGCUGGAUUCAUCCGUUGUUCACACCCACUGCGGGAUACAGAAAUCGAGCGCAGAACGAG